This is a messenger RNA of Effrenium voratum, 2019 nucleotides long. The record is from the annotation of a GenBank genome assembly. NCBI's taxonomy places the organism in Eukaryota, Dinophyceae, Suessiales, Symbiodiniaceae.
AUGGCUGAUCCUGCGUCGCAGCAGCAAGUUGAAGAGGCCUUUGCAGUUGGACCAAAAGUCGUGGAGGAAGAUGAUGAACUCGAGGAGGCCGUGCUUUUGAGCCUGCGCCUGGCUUGUCGCGCCAAGCUCCUUCGGAAGGAGGUAGACGCAAUUGACUUAGAUUACCUGCAGCGUUGCACGGAGAACUUCGCAGAGCAUCGACUCCUGGGGGAGGGAGGCUACGGCAAGGUCUACAAGGCAGUUGACAAAGACGAGCACCUCGAGUUUGCCGCCAAGUGCUUGGUGUGUGAGAAUGAGGAAGAGCGCCAAAUGAUGAACCGCAUGACGCAGGCAGAGAUCACCACACUCACCGCCUUCACACACCCGAACAUCAUCCGCUUGCUCGGCUACUGCAAGACCGAGGACACUGCGGUUUUGCUCUACGAGUACCAGCCGGGAGGAAGUGUGGAGACCCAUUUGGACGAAAAGGAGCGCGCAGAAGAUCUCACCUGGACAUUGCGAGCCAAUAUAGUGAAGGGCUUGGUGGAUGCCAUCCACCACUUGCACCGCCACGAUCCUGCAGGGCCAUGCUAUCAUCGCGAUGUGAAACCGGGGAACAUAGUGCUGACUGCUGACGGAGAUCCCAAGCUGAUCGACUGUGGCCUUGCGAGGCUGGCGCAGGCUGACGUGCCCGGCAGCAAGACGCGCUUCUGCCGGGAUACCGGCGGUUCACUGGGAACUCCUGGAUUCAAGUGCUCGAAGUUCGAAAGAACAGGCAAGUUCGAGGAGAAGAGUGAGGUCUACUCCAUUGGCAUCACCAUCCUUCAGAUUGUCACCGGAAUUCAGGACUUCGGAGACGAUAACUUGGACAAGCUGGUCGAGUGUCCACGCGCCUCUAGCAUCAUGGAGAUGCGAGACCAGCGGCCUCCAUUUGAGGACAAGAGCGACAACAACAUCAUCCAUGUUCUGGCCAACAUGGUUGAGCAAGGCAUCGCCACGCAUGCCUCGCGAUGCAGCUUGCAGACUCUCUGCGAGCAUGCGGCCUUGCUGAACUCGAGGCACCUGGCUUGUCGCGCCAAGCUCCUGCAGAAGGAGGUAGACGCGGUUGACUUGGAUUACCUGCAGCGUUGCACGGAGAACUUCGCAGAGCAUCGACUGCUGGGGGAGGGAGGCUACGGCAAGGUCUACAAGGCAGUUGACAAAGACGAGCACCUCGAGUUUGCUGCCAAGUGCUUGGUGUGUGAGAAUGAGGAAGAGCGCCAAAUGAUGAACCGCAUGACGCAGGCAGAGAUCACCACACUCACCGCCUUCACACACCCGAACAUCAUCCGCUUGCUCGGCUACUGCAAGACCGAGGACACUGCGGUUUUGCUCUACGAGUACCAGCCGGGAGGAAGUGUGGAGACCCAUUUGGACGAAAAGGAGCGCGCAGAAGAUCUCACCUGGACAUUGCGAGCCAAUAUAGUGAAGGGCUUGGUGGAUGCCAUCCACCACUUGCACCGCCACGAUCCUGCAGGGCCAUGCUAUCAUCGCGAUGUGAAACCGGGGAACAUAGUGCUGACUGCUGACGGAGAUCCCAAGCUGAUCGACUGUGGCCUUGCGAGGCUGGCGCAGGCUGACGUGCCCGGCAGCAAGACGCGCUUCUGCCGGGAUACCGGCGGUUCACUGGGAACUCCUGGAUUCAAGUGCUCGAAGUUCGAAAGAACAGGCAAGUUCGAGGAGAAGAGUGAGGUCUACUCCAUUGGCAUCACCAUCCUUCAGAUUGUCACCGGAAUUCAGGACUUCGGAGACGACAACUUGGAAGAGCUGGUCGUGAAUCCACGCCCCUCUAGCAUCAUUGAGAUGCGAGACCAGCGACCUCCAUUUGAGGACGAGAGCGACAACAACAUCAUCCAUGUUCUGGCCAACAUGGUUGAGCAAGGCAUCGCCACUCAUGCCUUGCGAUGCAGCUUGCAGAUUUUUUGCGAGCAUGCGGCCUUGCUGAGCUCGAGAUCAUCUACAAUGACAUCGAAACUUGAGCCGGUGCUUGAGCCGGUGUGA